Messenger RNA from Ostrea edulis (European flat oyster), 1237 nucleotides. Its product is annotated as retinol dehydrogenase 7-like. The record is from RefSeq and is a predicted model, not a curated record. The transcript has 7 exons. NCBI's taxonomy places the organism in Eukaryota, Metazoa, Mollusca, Bivalvia, Ostreida, Ostreidae. Bases 156 to 1172 code for a protein of 338 amino acids. Gene Ontology annotation, molecular function: oxidoreductase activity.
AGACUUCCGGACUAGAGGGGAAAUUCCAUAUAUAAUGAUUCCUCCCACGGUCCUCCAUACAUGUUGUGCUGUGUACGCAAUUUAAAUGUUGUUUUUUCUACGAUUUUCUGUGAGUUUGUAAUUAGCAACAAAUACGAAGAGUUUAGCUUCUGAAAAUGUUUGUCCAGAUCGCCCUGAUCCUGUUUGUGCUGUUUAUAUACUACAUUAGCUAUGAAUGGAGGGGUAAAAAGCGCAUAUAUGUUGAAGGACAAGGAGUUUUCAUCACAGGCUGUGAUACAGGUUUCGGCCAUGAGGUUGUGAAACUGCUGGAUAAGGUAGGCUUUACGGUGUUUGCUGGCUGUCUGAAUCCUGAGGGUGAGGGGGCAACUGCUCUGAAGACAAAUUGUUCGGAAAACGUUCACAUAGUGAAGCUAGAUGUCACACAAUCACAAGAUAUUCGCCAGGCGAGAGCUUAUGUGGAUAAAAUACACGAGGAGACCGGAUGCGGUUUGUGGGGAGUGGUGAACAACGCCGGGAUAGACCUGUAUGGCGAUGUCGAAUUACUGACCAUGUCCAUGUACAGACGUGUGGCCGACGUCAAUCUCUUUGGAAUGAUGGAAGUCACGAAAACGUUCUUACCUCUGUUAAGAAAAUCAAAAGGUAGACUUGUAAAUGUUACUAGUGUUAAAGGAAGGAUUUACUUUCCUUGUACGUCAGCAUAUGGAAUCACUAAACAUGGCAUCGAGACGUUUUCGGAUAGUCUACGUGUAGAGAUGGCGAGGUUCGGAGUGAAGGUGUCCCUUGUAGAACCUGGUGACUUCAGCACCUGUACAGCUAUUGUCAAAGGGGAAAAUUACAAAAGGUUGCUGAAGGACAGAGAUGACAUGUGGGAAGCUGCAGACCCAGAAGUGAAGGAGACUUAUGGGAAGAAUUAUCUCUUUGCACAAUAUGAAAGACUUGCCCAUAUAACAUCAUCGUAUUAUAGCUGUGAUCCGGUAUCGGACGCAAUAGAAGACGCUCUGGUUAACGAGAAUCCGGCCGCUAGAUAUCUAGUGGCCGGAGGGUCGGGUGCCUACGAUGAUUGUAUGUUGGCGAGAAUAAUUAAUUUUGUUCCCACCUGUGUGAUGGACUAUAUAUCGUUGAGAUGGGCAACAAAAGGCUAUCCAAGUAUUAAAGCAUUGGAAAGGAGCUAAGCUUGAUGAAUAUAUAUAUAUAAGAAUCUCUGUAUGCAUAAUAAAAUCACUUUUGCAUAAUAAAA